Cetraspora pellucida is the source of this 2688-nucleotide messenger RNA. Lineage: Eukaryota; Fungi; Glomeromycota; Glomeromycetes; Diversisporales; Gigasporaceae. The record is from the annotation of a GenBank genome assembly.
AUGGCGAGUACAUCGAAUGUCAAGAAAUCAUCCACUCAACGUAGUUCGCAGAGCUCGAAUUACAAUGACCAUCAAUCACAACCACGUCAAAUUUUACCAAUGUCACGGCAAUCGACUCAGAGCAGGGCAUAUUCACAGGCUCUUCAGCCUCAAGUAAUUGUUCCGACACAGUAUGAUGAUAUUACGUCAAAUAACGUGUCCUCAUCAAAGGAUUUGACAUCUUCAAUGCAUUUCUUUAAUAUGGAAUAUGGAAAUUAUCAAACAAGUUAUUUCGGUCCGGUUCAACUCUAUUCUACAUCCUUUAGUAAUUCACUACAUCAUUAUCAGCAGAUACGGUCUUCACAAAUGGAUCAGACUUUAGCUUCUAUAUUUUGCUCUGAAUGUUUUAGUAAUGUUAGGAAUACUUCGGUUACCACCGAUACAAAUUUCUUACAAUCCAUUUGUAAACAAUGCAAGGACAAGUAUUCGGCUUUCAAAUUCGCCAAUCCUAACCUUGCUGCUUUGAUUCAGCAAUCCAUUCGUGCUGUCUCUGGUAACAUGAAUCAUCCCAUGUCAGUUUCUGCUAGAUCUCAUUCAAUGUCAAAUCAGAUUAAUCGGUCUUUACCACUCGUGGUUCCAACUCAACAAUCCACGCCUUUAGACCAAUACCCUAUGACCUCUCAUUCUACUGAUUCUCAAUCUGAUUUAUCAAUUGAUUAUCAAACUGAUCGUUCAAUUUCUAACGGUCAUAAUAAUGGUGUUGUGAACGAUGUCUUCUUCUCUGACCCAAUGAUUAAUGAUACCAUAGAUCAACAUCUUUAUUUUGAUAGUGAUGCUUCUUCUGAUACGGACAUUUUAACUCCUAAUCCUCAUUAUUCGCCUAAUCUUUCUCCCAUUGAAUUGGAUGAUGAUGGCUCAAUCUGGAAUCUUAUUUACGAGGAUGAAUUCGAUGAUCCAAAGGAAAAAAUCCCUCAAUCUCCUGUUAAUCUCUCUUCUUCCUCGGAGACUUUUAUUUCUUCAUCUUCGUCUUUAACUCCAGUAUCGUCUUCCGUUCCUGAUGUGGUUUCGUCUUCUGUCUCGCAGUCUCAAUCGUCAAUUAUCUCAUCCGAUGAAAUGAACUCUUCGAAUUCUAUGAAUACAAUUAAUCCUUCAUUGAUUUCAUCUACUUCAAAUAAUUUCUCUAUUGGUUAUGAUGUUGAUAAUAAUCACGCAAGUGGUAGUACUACCCCUUUAACUGUUACCAUUGAUCCAAAGUUCAUCACUGCCAUAGAUUCUUCGUCUUUCAUUCAGUCAAAUAAUCGUAAUAAUAAACCUACUCCGGUUAUAAUUAAUCCAAAUUACAUUGAAUUUGGUGAUAAUAUACCGAGUCCUCCUCUUCAAACUCCCGAGUUAGUAAGCGACAAUAGUCUUAAACGAAGAAUGUCUUAUGCUUCGUCUUCGGAUGAUGAUUUUUCUGACUCGGCAUCUACUGAGAAACAAGCAGAUAAAAAAUUUCGUGUAGAUGUUCAAAAAGUUAUUAAAGUCAAUAAUAAAAAACGUGAUUCUUUGAUUGUUGACGAAAAAAACUAUGAGACCGAUGAGGAUUUAUCUUCUAAUGACAAUCCUCAAAGUAAUGAUGAUUAUUCGAUGUCCGAUGAUAUAAUGGUUGACGAAGUUCGCGAAGUUCAUGAAGCUAGCGAUGGCAUCACUGACGAAUAUCAAGAUAGUACUGAUACUAUUUAUUCUGACGAUACUGACGAGGAUGAUGACGAAGAAUAUCGCCCAUCUGUGAGCAAUAAAAAGGCUCGUACUGGUAGAAAGAAUUCAAAGUCCCAAUCAAAACCAAAAUUAUUACCAUUAAAGCCCCUUCCUUUAGUAAGAAGCGGGAUGAAGUCUAAGUCAGUCCCUAGACCAAAGAACAAAUCUAAAAAUAUGUCCAAUAAACGAUCUAGCAAGGCUUCUACACCUACCGCUUCGGUCGCGGAUAGUCCGGUCCCAACAACCAUCGUGUUACCAAUAGAGAAACCUCAAGAAUCAGAAGUUCUUGAAUUGACAUCUCCUCGUUCUACAAAGUCUCCUACCGUCUUUGAGACUUUGACAAAGUCUGGUAUUGAUUGGUGUAGAUAUUGUGGUACUACCGAGGGUGUCAACUGGAGACCUGGUCCUUGGGGAAAGCGAACUUUGUGCAACAAACAUGGUUGUGAUUAUAAAGGUUACGGAUUCGCAUGCAAACUUCCACGAUUGGACUUGAAAGAUUUUAUUAAUGAGACCAUUGAGGAGCGUGAACGUCCGGUCUUGCAACUUUUUUGCACAAUAUGCCAGAAACAAGAUUCUUUCGUUAAUAAUGUUCUUGUUCGAUGUGAAGGUUGUCCUAAAGCAUUUCAUCAAAAGUGCUAUACGUCUUGCAUUGAUGAUGAAAUUGUAAAAGGUACCGAAGCUUGGUAUUGUGAAAAAGGCUGCCAGGAAAAUUUGCGAAGAAAACGAAUAGUUGUUGAACUUCCCCGUAAAAGAUUACCUCUCAUGUCUACUCCGAAAGUCCAAGCAUCUACGUCGAUCACAGAUUCAACAUCUGUACUCAAUUCUGGUACUGCAUCACGUCCUCGAACUUCUCAUCGAACAAUUGUCCUUGCUCUAGUAGCAGGUGUUACCCCCGAAAUGUCACAUAUUUUACGUCUAACUAGACUUGAGUUUAUACUAUUUUCUACUAUCAUGUCUUGUAAGACGGUGUAA